Vigna angularis (adzuki bean) is the source of this 1109-nucleotide messenger RNA. RefSeq names its product myb-related protein 305-like. Gene Ontology annotation, cellular component: nucleus. The transcript has 3 exons. Bases 49 to 837 code for a protein of 262 amino acids. The record is from RefSeq and is a predicted model, not a curated record. Gene Ontology annotation, biological process: regulation of DNA-templated transcription. Lineage: Eukaryota; Viridiplantae; Streptophyta; Magnoliopsida; Fabales; Fabaceae. Gene Ontology annotation, molecular function: sequence-specific DNA binding; DNA-binding transcription factor activity.
CAACACAAAAACUUUCCCAAAAGACAACAACUUUAGAAGACUUUUUGUAUGUAUUGGGGAGUUAUGGCAGGCAACAUGGGAUGGGGAAUGAUAGAGGAACAAGGAUGGAGGAAGGGUCCUUGGACUGCUGAAGAAGACAGAUUGCUCAUUCAGUAUGUCAGAUUGCAUGGUGAAGGCAGAUGGAACUCUGUUGCAAGACUUGCAGGACUGAAAAGAAAUGGAAAGAGCUGCAGACUGAGAUGGGUGAAUUACCUGAGACCAGACCUAAAGAAGGGUCAGAUAACACCACAGGAAGAAAGCAUAAUUCAGGAGCUGCAUGCUAGGUGGGGAAACAGGUGGUCAACAAUUGCAAGGAGCUUGCCAGGAAGAACUGACAAUGAGAUCAAGAACUAUUGGAGGACCCAUUUCAAGAAAAAGGCUAAAAGCCCUUCUGAUGCUGCUGAGAAGGCUAGAAUCCGUUCCUCAAGGAGGCAGCAAUUUCAACAGCAACAACUGCAGUUGAAGCAUCAGCAGCAGGUUCAGCAGCAGCAGCAGCAAUUCCAAUUCAACUUGGACAUAAAAGGGAUCAUAAACUUGCUUGAAGAAAAUGAUCACAGAGUCCCUUCUACAUCUCAAGAGACACAAGAAAUGGUUAACAUGUGUCCAAACACUUCAGAGCAGCAGGGUUACUUCUACUCUAUGUUCAAUGUCAGUGACAAUGUCUCUGCACCAGAGUCCUCAAACGAAGAAAUUCUCUGGGAUGGACUGUGGAACUUGGACGAUGUUCUUUGCAAUUUCAAUGCAGCAAGUGCUACAAGCAAAACUAGUUUACACAAUUUAGUCACUCCUUUCAGUUAAAGUUAUUUUUCUUUUAUCUAUUUAGCCUUGAAAACUGCUAGAAAGAUUUGUACUACAAAUAUGAGUCGCGGCUUGAUAAGGCUCCUAAACAAGGAGCUCAGAGUUAGGAUUAAUUGUUUCUUGAAUGUGUGCAAGUCAGUGUAGUGACUAGUGAGUGAUUUUCUGAAGGUGAGUUAUUGUAUAACCCCUUAAUAAAGUGUCUCAAAUUUUGCUCAUAAAGUCUCAAAUUUGUUUGCUUUUUUGCUUUUAAGUUAACAACUUUUCUUGCUAUA